Molecule: messenger RNA, 10155 nt
Organism: Melanotaenia boesemani (Boeseman's rainbowfish)
Lineage: Eukaryota; Metazoa; Chordata; Actinopteri; Atheriniformes; Melanotaeniidae
Gene: pou2f2b
Product: POU class 2 homeobox 2a
Exons: 16
Coding region: 1324-3570 (748 amino acids)
Biological process (GO): regulation of transcription by RNA polymerase II
Cellular component (GO): nucleus
Molecular function (GO): DNA-binding transcription factor activity, RNA polymerase II-specific; RNA polymerase II cis-regulatory region sequence-specific DNA binding
Source: RefSeq, a predicted model, not a curated record
GAUCGCUACCAUCCUGGAGGGAGCCGGGUCGAAUAAGCUAUUGGGGUUCCCAAAUAAUAACGGGACAAACAGACAGACAAAAAAAAGACACACAGACGGAUGGACGGAGAUAGGCAAGUGUUCCGAUAAAAAAAAAGAGAGAAACAAAAACGCGACACCAUGAACGGAUUCUAGCUGUCUUCUAUCCGCUGUUUUUUUUAGUGUGGUUUAGUGAGUUUAUUAUUAUAAUUAUUAUUAUUUAUCCCCGGUAUUUAUUUAUUUAUUUGUUUAUUUAUCUAUCGAUUGAUUGCGUUUUAAUUACUGCCUUGUGACAGAGCGAGGGAGGAGGAGCGUUAGGGCCAAGCGCGCGCGUUGUGUUUUCUGUUUGUGUCCGUGCAGCCUUUCUCUCUCUCUCAUCCUCCCCAACCCCACCACCUCCACUUGUUUAUUUAUUGCCGACUGAAAAGCUUUAAUGAAGCUGUUUUAAAUGUGCUCGCGACACGAUCCGCUGCUUUGCGCGAGUGAAUGAAUGUAGCCUCCUCAUGCAAAGAGAAAAGAAGGAGCGCGUGCAGCUAGAGACCAAAUAUAUACAAUAGAUAAAAACCAAAUACUACAGUAAUCCAAAUAAGACUUUAUAACUCUUGCUUGCCUUUUAUACAGUCUUUUUCGCUGCUGUGUGUCCUAUUUAUGGUGUUUUUAAAGCUGCAAAGCGAAUACCAAAGCUUAGCCCGGCCGGGGAUGCCACAGGAUUAUAAGGCUAUAGCGACUGUUCUCAUGCCUUUUUCACACCUACAGGACACAUAACUGGUGAGAAGUGAGAGGUAGAAUAAGCUCCGGGCCCUCUAUGUUUACUCAAGGAAAAAGCUCUAGCAGUGCAAAGGUAACAGAGACGCAGGUGGAUCACCAACAACAGACAGGUGACACGCAGCCUUUUUUUUUUAUUAUAAAGCUAUAAUAGGCCUGUAGUUGUAACAAAACUUUUCAUGUAACCGUAGAAGUGACUUCUGAUCUCCUCUCCAUCCGUCUGUGUGUUAGUCUGGACUAAAUAGCUAACUGCUCUAGUCAAGGGAUCAUCCUACAUAUAUGUUCUAUGCACAUUUAGGCUACACCAAAACUAAUGCCGACCACCAGUCGACAUACACACGUGUAAAUAAAAGCGCGCAGCUGGGGAUACAUGUGUACACACCUAACUGCGAAUGUUGUGAGCUCUUCAAACCAAAAUAUUCUCCCAAAGCUGUCUGACAGAGAAGUGGACGAAGAUUCAGAAGCCUCAGAGGAGGAAAGAGCUUGUUACGGCGCUUCUGUCAGAUUAUUUGCAUCAAAACAAGAAGCAGGAGGAAGAUCAUGUUUGUUCCCUUGCCAGUGCCGUUCGUGUUUCAGAGAACUGCCCCUGACCUCAACGCCUGGCGUCUCAAGUCCCCUCUGGCUCUCCGCUCCAACUCUGAUAUCAGGAUGUCAAAGCCAGUAGAGGCUGAGAAAGUUGGGUCUGACUCACCGUUGGAGGGCACUGAUUCAGAGCGGAAUGGACCUGAAUCAAAUCACCAGGUAUAUGCUCAGUCAAUGAAGGUCAGCCCCUUUCCCCAGUCACCAAACCUGAGCAGCAGCAAGAAUAAGAUGGAUGAGUGCCCUGAAAUGUCUCCAGGCCUUCCUCCCUCCCAUGGCCCGACCCCUUCCCAGACAGCCCUGCAACAUACACAGCUCAUGCUAACCGGCUCCCAGCUAGCAGGGUUAACAGCUCUAUUGCCAGCACAGCAGCAACUGCUGCUACAGCAGGCUCAGGCGCAACUCCUUGCUGCUGCUGUGCAGCAGUCCAAUGCAGCCCAUGCAGCUCAUGCAGCCCACGCAGCCGCCCAAGCCAAUCAGCAAGCUCAGGCAGCUGCAGCCGUAAAUCAGCAAGCCCAGCAGCAUCAGCAGCAGCAAGCGGGGCAAACAGGGCAGCAGGCUCACUCACAGUCCCAGGGGCAGAGCACACAGGAACAGAGCACCCAAAGUGUCCCUGUCCCACCUCCUCCACCCCAGCUCACCCUCUCCCAGCCAAUCCAGCUCACUGCCCAGGACAUUCAGCAGCUGCUGCAGCUUCAGCAGUUGGUGUUGGUGCCUGGCCACCCACUUCAAUCUCCGGCCCAGUUUCUUCUCCCACAGGCACAGCAGAGCCAGCAAGGACUCCUAUCAACACCAAAUCUGAUUCCGCUACCUCAGCAAAACCAAGGGAGCCUCCUCUCUGCUCCAACUAGAAUGGGACUUCAGGCGCAACGAGAUAAGAGCAUGGAUAUAAUUGGCAGUGGAGGCGUAACCACAGUUCCCUCUGUGACCUCUCACCCCGAGGAGCCCAGUGACCUGGAGGAGCUGGAACAGUUUGCACGCACUUUUAAACAGCGACGUAUCAAACUGGGCUUCACACAGGGAGAUGUCGGCUUGGCCAUGGGGAAGCUGUACGGCAACGAUUUCAGUCAGACCACAAUAUCCCGCUUUGAAGCUCUAAACCUGAGCUUUAAGAACAUGUGCAAGCUGAAGCCACUGCUGGAGAAGUGGCUCAAUGAUGCAGAGACCAUGUCCAUAGACAGCACCCUGCCCAGCCCCAGCUCCCUAUCCUCACCUUCUCUGGGCUUUGACGGGGUACCUGGUCGCCGCAGAAAGAAGAGAACCAGCAUCGAGACGAAUGUACGUGUGGCCCUGGAGCGCUCAUUUAUGACGAACCAGAAGCCUACCUCAGAAGAAAUCCUGCUGAUCGCAGAGCAGCUCAACAUGGAGAAGGAGGUGAUCCGGGUCUGGUUCUGCAACCGCCGGCAGAAAGAAAAGCGUAUCAAUCCCUCCAGUGCCACCCCUCCCCUGUCCAGCCAGCCCCCCACUGCCCCACAGACGCACAAACCACCUUGCUACAGCCCCCAUAUGAUGUCUAGCCAGCUGUCGCAGGCUGUGACCAGUCUCAGCAGCACAACGGUGACCACCAUGUCCCCUGUCUGCCCCCUGACUUCCAGCCUCACCUCUACCCACCCUUCUCUUAGCUCAGCCCACACUCCUCUCAGCUCCACACCCUCCCCAGCGACUCCUCCACCUCCUCCCCGCAGCACAGCGAGCCCUGCAACUCCCAGCCACAGCACACUCAACCUCAACACAGGCUUAUGGCGUAUGGGUAAAAAGAACGGUGAAAUGUCUAACUACAUCACCGAUUUUGCUGCAAACUUGAGGAACACUGUGAUGGGAGUUAACACAGGGAUGAACCAAGCCCUCCUCGGUAACAAUCCCCUGGCUACCAUCCAAGCCCUAGUAGCCAGUGGUGGCCAGCUGCCUCUUUCCACUCUUGAGGGCAGCAGUAAGGUGAUGCUGGGGGCUUCUGGGGGCCAAGGAGGAGGCCUUCCCUCUUCCCUCUUCCUCAACCACCCCACCCUCCUCCACAUGGGUCAGAAUCCCAGCGCUGGGUUGAUCAACGCUGCUGUAGCCAAAGUCUCCCAGUCCUCAACCUUCCCCUCAGCCAGCAGCAUCAGCCCCACACCCUGCUCCCCUUCGCCCUGCUCCAGCCCCGCCUCUCCCUGCUCCUCCAGAGAGAUGGCACACAGCCCACCCUCCCUGAGCGGGGCCAAGCUUGAGUGACCACACCAAAGGGCCAAUCGGAGAGGAGGAGGAAGGAGGAAACGAGAACCUCGCCUUUCACACCAAAGCUAUAUCUUUCUCUCUCGUGCUCUUCUUCCGUUAUUUCAUUUUUGCAAUGGCUCACUCCCUCUUUCUCUCCCAGUCUUUCGAUGCCAAAAAUACACAGAAUGAAAGAGGAGAGAAGGAGGGAAAGAGGUGAAAGAGGGGAGAAGGGGGUAAAGGGAAAGAUUAAAACCAAAAAUCUUUAUCUAUCCAAAAAGAUGAAAAGGAGACAGCGUGGGACCUUUUUAUCUACAAUGUGUGUUAUCGGCAUGGCACCUCUCCACUCUUUCUGUCUAAAGGAAAAUAAACCAAUGACUCUAAUGAAGAGAUGGCGGAGAUGCAUGUCGAAGUGCAUAAACCAAAAAUGACAAAAGAUAACUUUACUUUAUGACAAAAGGAAUGGCGGCAAGGACAAAACGAUGAAGAGGACUGUGCUUUAGCAUCUUUUUUUAAAAUAUUAUUGUUUUGAACGCUGCGGGUCUGAAGGAAGAAGAAUGAGGAGAAUACGAUUAAACCAAAAAUUUACCUGAGGAGGAGGCGGAGGAUGAAUACACAAUGAUUUUAAAAAAAUGACAACCAUACCAAAAUCACAAAUACCAAAAACCAAAAAAUACGGAGAGAAAAGCUUUAUUCAAAGGACGUGUAAAUACUGAAGCUAUCCAGGACCAGUUCUGUACUGCUACUGCUUCAUACAAACACACACACACACACACACACACACACACACACGCAAACAUACAUGAAGAGCCAACCCAUCCUGUCAUUGACUCAUCCCGGCUUUGUCGGCUCGUGUGUCUCUCAUGGGUUUUCACCCAAGUUAAUUUGGAUGGUUUUGUAAAAUAUUUGAACUUUUUGUAUCAUGAGCUUAUCUAUGAAUGUCUGCUAGAACUCCUGUCUCUUUACCUACCUCUGGUUAUAAGAGCAUAGAUUAGCAUUCAUUUCCAAACAUGCUUGUUAUUUUUUUUUUUUUUUACAGAAGUCUAGCUUAAUGUUUUGUUUUUUUUUUUCUUUUUUUAAUUAUUUAUUAGUGUCAUUAUACAACUCGGUUCCUAUUUAUUGCUGUGCUCUACUGUAGCUUUAGCUUUGGAGUUUUUUUUUUAUUACGAUCAUUGUCAUCAUCUUUGUCUUCAUCAUGCAUAUUUGUGUCAUCAUCAUCGUGCAUUUUUGUUUGUAAUGUGACUCGUCUGCAGAAACGCAGAUGAUGAAGGUGAAGAUGCGCAUCUCAGUCCUCACCAAGUGCCAAUAGAUCACAAAUAGAGUUGGCACACUGUGCAUUGAUUUCAAGGUGUGAAUGACUUCAUUAAGACCUAGACAUCUGACAUUUUGUGCGCGUAAUCAGACCGCUCUGCCCUCACUCUGAAAGAUAACCCAUUAUUAGAGACUCCAUGGCUAAAUUAACAUGCCCUGGAAACUUCACACACUGAAAAUGAUGUUUGUUAAGAGUGGUGACAAUUUGAAAGUAUGAAAUAGGGCUGUGAUUGGAGAUUUGACGAAGCAACAGUUGAGAUUGAAGGCUAAAUAAGUCAAUAAAGCCAAGUUUAGUCACAGAUGCCUCUCAUUCCUGCCUCGUCAAUCAACCUGUAUGUCUAGACAUGUUUACUAACAUUUGUCUGUUUCCAUCAUCACUCCAUCAGCCACAUUUCACUGUCAUUUUCCACCUCACACUGCCAUUAAAUCUCAAAUGGAUACCAAAGCAUUUGCAAGGCUGGGCUCAUCUUCAAGAGCUUCAGCCAAGACAUGAAUACAAUAAAGACACAUUGGUGGCAGCGGGUGGGGGCUGAGAACAGGAUGCUACCCCUGCAAGGCCCCUUUGUGGAGUCCCCUCCACUUGGCAUGUCCACAAACCCAUGGGGGAAGCUUUAUUAAGGGGACUGAUCCUUUACUCUGAACCCCCACAAAGUAGGGUAUGCUGGGACAUGUUGUAGUGAGGGGAACAGGCAUCACACUUUUUUUGUAAGAGGAUACCAAAAAUAAACCCUAACCAAAAAAAACAAAAACAAAAACAAAAAAAAAAAACACAAUCCAAGGAAUGACAGAAGCAAACCAAAAGAAAAAAAACAAAACAAAACCAAAUAUGGCUAGAGGGAGCAGGGGAGGAGGACAGAUGCAGGUGCUGAACGAGGUGAAGCCGUCGAAUCUGCCUGUCUGUCUCGUUAGCUUUAGGGCUGCAGCUCCGGCCCGCUCUGAAACUGUGUAGCAUGGAUGGAGGGAUCAAUAGACUGGCAGAUAGACUGAAGAGCAGAAAAAAGACAGACUUUUCCUCCCCUCCUCUGCCUCCCUCUCUCCAGCUCAGCUCUCUGGUCCUGGAUGGAGCUAAACGCAAAUGACCUCACUGAACUGAAAUCUUCUAAAAAAAAAAAAAAAAAAGAAAAAAAGAAAAAAAUCUGUUUUUAUUUUUCCGUUGGUUGGUUUUGAUUGUUUUAUCUCUGCUGUGUCUCUUGAUGCUGUUUUAUGUACUGUACUUUAGUGCUUAUUACUUAUUUGGAAUAAUGUACUCGCUUACUUAAUACAAGAGCUCCUUAUUUUUUUUGUAGUCGUGCUAGAGAUUUUUAUCAGGUGGUUGGAAAAAAAUACUGUGAAAAUUUAGCUUCCAGAUUUUUAUUAGAUAAAGAAACAGACUGUCUUGGCAGAAAAAAAGAACACAAAAAGCCAAAAACAAAGGAAUGAAUAGCAAACCUUGAGGUAGUUUAAACCAAAUACAAAAUCAAACCAAAGCAGCAGAGAAACAGAUCUGCUCUUUGUGCAUGAGGGCAGAGAAAUGGGUCAAUUUAUCUGAGAGGUGACUGUGCCGUUUCUGUAUGAAGGUGUUAGUUUAAGGCUAAAAAAGAACACUGAUGUCUUAUUUCAACCUCAGACAGCAGUGUUGACUCCAUUUAAAGACAGGAAGUAAUACGCACAGCCAAGGCCUCAGUUUAUUUGACAGGUUGGGAGUUGGACGUUAACGUAUCCAAAGAAUAUUUGGUUUGAUCCACACCAGACAAACAGUCGACACACGAGAAUCAUUUCACGAACCAAGCUUUAGAUGUGGGGUUUGCACCUUAAAGGUGAAACCUUUCCUCCACAUUGACUCUUAGACGGAAUGUAUCUGUUAGUGCUUCUAUAGAUUUUGUAGAAAAAGAUCUAUGUUCUACUGCUUACUUAUCGCUAAUGUAUUGAAAAGAAAAAAAAACGUACAAAAAAGAUUUUGAGAAAAAAAGAUCCUUAAAACAUUGAUGAUAAUAACUUGAUUUUAGACCAAAAAUUUUAACUAUCUCUCUUUGGGCUUUUUUAUUUUUCCUUAUCAAUCAUGAUUUAGACUUUUGAUUGUACUAUUUAUUCAGGGUAGGUUUUUUUUUGUUGUUGUUUUGUUUUUUGGGGGGGCUUUUUAUCCUUUUUUGUCUUGCUAUUUAUUUGUUGAUUUAUUUCUAGAGGUGCUUUUUUAUAUAUUUGGAUGUAUUUGUGAUGGAUUUUUUUCCCCCUGCUGAGGUUCUUUUGUACAUCUUUCAACCAAAUAAUACUAGAAAUGCAACCACAUGUCCUAUUAAGGGAAUACAUAUGACUGAACAGCAGUUAUGUGGAUAUUCUCUUCUUCAUUGAGGUGACUCCCCUCUUAGAGGUGGAGGGAAGCUCACAGAGUGGCAGCACUGUGUGGAUAAACAGCUCGUAAUUUACUGGAUUUUACAUAAGAGCAAAUUUUGAAUUAGCUGUUUUCUGAACAUAAACUUUUUUGUCUCUCUUUGUGAUUGAACCAAGGUGGAAUUUAGUUUCAGAUGAGAAAAUGUGAAGCAUGAGGUGUUUUGUUGAAGCACAGUGCUGCUUCUGGUCUCUGUAUUUUCUCCAAAGCGAGAACACACUGAAAGCUUUACAGCUACGCAACCAAAAAAACACAAAAGAAGAUCUAACGGGGCAAAGGGGAAAGUGUUUUUAUAUGACUGAGACUAAAGAAAAAAGCAAAAGAUAGAGGUUAUUUUGGAUUCCCUGCUGUAAAUUGCCCUCUAACUUCUUGAGUUGUCUCUUUACUUUUUCUUGUCUCCUUGUGUUUCCACUUUUCUGUAUGUUAGUUUUAACUUAUUUCUUCAUCCGCCGUAGGAUGUAAAAGAGAGAUAGUUCAUCAUAUACCUCAUAUUCUUUGAUGAUAAACCAAAUAGAUGAAUGCUUUAAAAUGUGGGGUUCAAGUGGGCAUCAGGGUACCGGGAUGGUAUGUGUAGACAGUGUGCUUUUAUCUGCUUGGAGAAGACACAGUCAGGUCGGGAGAUGAUGGAAGUAAACAAGUGGGUUUGGGAUUUAUCUUGGAAGUAACAGGUCAUUGAAUAGAUACUAGUUUUACUCUAUUUACUAGUUAAUGCUCCUGUCUGCACACACAUACCUUAUCCCCCUGAAAAAUACCCCACUGUCUGUGUUGAGCUUUGAACACAGCCCUCUCCUCACAUGUGACCCUCACUGCUUCCUCCUUGUUAAACAUGGACCGUGGGCUUUAGGCUGCUUCUUGGCACAGAUCUAAGAUCAAAUCUGGAUCUGUUUCAAGCUUAAAAAAGCUUCUAGGUUCGUGUCUCAGAGCAGCUUCAUCACCAAAGCCGUCCUCUCGCCUUUAGGUCCUUCUUGCCUGACAAGAGGGGCUUGUUGACUAGCUGAUGUCUACGUCUGUCAGGAUGCAAAACAGGGCACGUAACCAGGGAGCGGCUAAUGCCAAGGUUGCUAGGUGACAUGUAUAGACAGUUUUACACGUGUGUUGAAAACAUGGAAGUCGGAGGGAGAGAUGUGCAUGUUAAUCAAAACAUCUGGAGAGUCCUUUGUUAUGUUUUGCUCUUUUUGUCUCUCGUGCGUUGAGGGGAAAUGGAGUCUGAGCAACACUCUGAAUGAAGAUCAGGGUUUGAAGGACCAGGUGCAAAGUGCAAGCUUCUGUGGUGGGGAUUCCCCCUUAGUGAAUGAUACCAAAGUCAAUGCCCUGCCGUGGGAUCUAGCACAAUGUGAACGUUCCCCAAAACCCUGAUUUCAUUGAGUGUUUACUCAAAAAAAACUACAUUUCUCUCUACAUAGUUACAAACAAGCUCUCAAUAGCAGCAUCCAUGAAUCGUUCAGUUCUAUUUAUGUUGUUGCUGAAACUUAAAGAAGGCUAGAGUCAGUAUGUAGUGAGCUAAGCCAAACUAACCAACAUUGUGCUUAACUACAUAUUCAAAACUGAUACAGGAAUGAUCCCAGUUUUUUCGUCAGUCACGUGAAAAUGAGGGAAUUCUGUUCCUUAAGGCGUGAAGAUGUUGGAAAUAUGAAUAUUUAGAAGAAAGAGAGACAAAGCGAGCUGCACAAAGAAAAACUUAACAAAAGUGCUGCAUCUCCCUCCACCCACUGUCAUCCACACGUACAUGUUCUUCCUCUCCUUCAUCUCUUCUUUCUCUCUUUUCUACAAUACAGCUUUAGUCCAAAGGUUCUCCAGCAACACAGCAAAGCAAGUCAGAUGUUAAAGAAUAAAACCAAAGAACUUUAACUUGAUCCUCUCUUUAACGCAAAGCCUCCACUGCAUCCCCACCUCUCUUUCUCUCUCUCUCUCUCUCUCUCUGUCUCUCUCUAUCCUCCCUACCCUGUCUACCCUCCUUUGUCACCUAGCCAGCCGGUCUUUGAAGCAUUACCUUCAGCUAUCCAAAGGGAAAUAAUAAUAAUGAUAAUUAAAAUGAUGAUGAAAUGUAUAUUUUUAAGUAUUUGUCAUUGGAAAAAUAAUCUUAAGCUUCUCAUUAAUAUGAUGAUCACAAUGAUGACAACAAUGAUGAUGAUAAUGAAGUUUCUCUUGGUAUCUUUGUAGCUGUUCAGAUCCUUCUUAAGUUUGUGUCUUUUCUGCUCGUGCUGCCAGAAUACCGCUUAACUCCCAUCAUUCCCCUCCCUCAGCUUUUGUUUUUUUUUUCCCAUUUGCUUCACCCCAGUGUUUGGCCCCUGACGUCUGCCUGUCUGACUUUUACGCUUGGAUGUUUGUCUACACCUGUGUGUUUGAGUUUGAAAGAGCGAGCUGUAUAACGUUCAUGAGGGGAAGUCAGAGAUUUUGUCUGGAAGCAGUUUUCAGUUACUGUUUAAGUGGGAGGGCUUCGGUCUGUUACACCUGUGAGCAUUUGUGCUUGUGUGUGUGUGUGACUGGGUGGGGUGUUCGUUGGAGGACAAAAGGUUCCCUUGUUCCUCUGACAACAACGCUCCCUGACACAAGACCCAUGAUGUCCACUUUAACAUAAUGUUUGACAACUUCCUAGUACGUGUAGCUUUAAUUCCCCCUGUCACCGCAGUCAGUGUUUACUUAAUUUAUGUGUGAGUGAACAGGUAUGGUUGUGUUACUGUCUCUCCUCCCUUUGUGUCUUCCAUUCUGUGAACAGUCCCUGCCCCGCCCUCCCUGCCAUCCUUCUCCUCUUUGUCUGCACCACUUUUCUUCCCACUGUGGUAACAACUUAGCCUUUUAGUGUAUUUAUCUUGAAAACCAAAAAAAGAAAAAAUAAUCUGCUUGUUCAUUGUACAGUGUUGUUCAUUUUAAGUCAUUUUUGUAACUGAAAGUGUUUCAUUCAUCCAAAUAAAACAGGAGACAAAACUGUA